CUGAAAGCAAAGCAGCAGCUCAAGCUCCGUUGAAUAAUUAUCUGCCAAUCACGGCGUUUGCACAGUUUGCAGUCUUACACGUGACGGCAUGGACAAACCCGGCGGAAGACGGCUGCAGCCUCAGGCAGGAAGGAGCGUGACUGGCGGGCCGAGACAUUGCCGGCCGUCGAACCUCAGCAGACACCGGCGUCACCACCACUGCUCUCUUGCUUUCUGCCAUUGCCCUCUCAUCUCCCCUCCACAACUCCAGUGUUUCUUGCUGAAGCUCGCCAAAAUGGUUUCUCGCACCAUCCCACGCCUCGCUGGUUUCGUUUACCGCGAAAACCGCGUCCCGUAUUACCAGCGUCUGUUCCAGCAGCACGACGGCCAGCGUCAGUGGUGGAAGACUAGCCGCUCUGGCGCCCUUCUGUACCCCUACUACAUCUCUCUCUGGGGUACUACUUUCAUUACCACAUACGCCAUGAUCCGCCUAGUUCUUGGAAAGAAGACUUUCUUCGGAAGCGAGUAGAUUGAUCGCCAUGUCUUCAUGAUAUCUACUUUGGUCUGAGAUGCUCCGUCAACAAUACAUACAUUAGUGUACUAUUAUCGACAGGAUAAGGAAAACCAAGAAAAAAAGAAAUGUGGUUGUCGACGGUGUAUAUAAAAUAGAACUUCAAGUCAUCAAU
Messenger RNA from Talaromyces proteolyticus, 665 nucleotides. RefSeq lists its product as uncharacterized. Bases 89 to 508 code for a protein of 139 amino acids. Lineage: Eukaryota; Fungi; Ascomycota; Eurotiomycetes; Eurotiales; Trichocomaceae. The transcript has 5 exons. The record is from RefSeq and is a predicted model, not a curated record.